UCCCCUCACUUCGAUUCUUUCCUCUCCCAGCAGCGCUGCUUGUCUCCUGUCCUCUAUCAUUCUUUGCAUGGACAUUAUUUUGCUGGAAUACUACAUACAUUAUUCACUUUUCACCUCUGGAUCACCUUUGACCCGUUCAGGAUUCCGUGUUCCACUACAAGAUCGGACAUUUAUUAUUACCCCCCCCCCCCCACUUUCACUUCAUCAUAUCGGGCUCGAGAGUGUUUGAACCCCCGCUUUUGCGCGCAAUCGCGCGCGCGUAUGAGUGUGUGUGUGUGUGUGUGUAUGUGUGUGUGUGUGUGUGUGUGUGUGUAUCUGCGUCUGGUCUUCAGUCCGGGAUCCUAACCGCGCUCGCGUGCCCGAUGCCCGAUGAGUGAGCUCGGACCCGUCGGCGCGAGACUCCGCUCUCCGUCUCGCGCCUCUGUUGGCUGAAUCCGCGAACCGCGCUUUCCUGCCUUCCCCAAGCGCGCGCGGGAUCCGGGAUACACCGGUUUGUUUGUUUGUUUGUUUGUUUAUUCGUUCAUCUCGGAGAGGUAUUCCGGACCGUUUAGCUGGAAUUACUGGAUUUUUUUUUUUUAAAUACUACUACUAAUAAUAAUAAAAAAAAGGAUUUAUCCUUAUCAUCGCCAAUCAUGAAGUCUCUCCUGCGCGAGGGAGGCCGACUCUUCUGCCUGAUGCUAUGGCUGAAUGUUGUGCCAGUGUUGAAUGGCUGUCCAGCAAAGUGUGUAUGCUACAGUGAGCCGAGACCAACCGUGGCCUGUCAGCAGCAAGGCCUGUUCUCUAUUCCUACCGAAAUCCCUGUCCGUAGCCAGCGGAUAUUCCUCCAGAGCAACAAACUCACAGUGGUCCGUUCCACCAGCUUUAGCUCUGUGCAUAACCUCACUGUCCUCUGGAUGUACUCCAACAACAUCAGCCACAUUGAGUCUGGAGCCUUCUAUGGACUGGAGAGACUGGAAGAGCUGGAUAUUGGUGACAACAGCAACCUUCGGAUCAUCAGUCCCUCUGCCUUUCGAGGUCUGACCAAGCUGCACACUUUGCACCUGCACAGGUGCGGACUGUCUGAACUUCCUGUCGGGGUGUUUCACGGACUGUACUCACUUCAGUACCUGUAUUUACAGGACAACAACCUUCUAGCCCUGCACGACGACACUUUUGUGGAUCUGGCCAACCUUACCUACCUGUUCCUGCACAACAACAAGAUCAAGGUGGUGACGGAUCACAUGCUUAGAGGGUUGAUCCACCUAGACCGCUUGCUCCUGCAUCAAAACCGUAUCGUUCAUGUCCAGCAGUGGGCUUUCACUGACCUCAGAAAUCUGACUACCUUGUUUCUGUUUUUCAACAAUCUCACCAUGUUGAGUGGAGAGACGAUGGAACCGUUGGUGUCGCUCCAGUAUUUACGUCUCAAUGGGAACCAGUGGAUUUGUGACUGCCGAGCCAGGCCUCUGUGGGAUUGGUUCAAACGCUUCAAAGGCUCCAGCUCUGAUCUCGAAUGCCACCUUCCAGUCACUCUUGUGGGGAAGGACCUGAAACGACUGAAAAGCAAUGACCUGGAAGGAUGUAUAGAAACCAACCCCCACUCUGGAAAGUUCCUGUCCUUUGAUGACCCCAUUGGAGAGAGUAUUCCAAGAUGCUGCCUUUCAGAUAACGACAAAUCCUCCAUCAUUUCCAGCAAGACGCUACCUGACCCCUCGUCUUACAACAGCCGCCAAAUCACAAACAACCCCCAGAAGGAGAAGGAGAACAUUUCGAAAACCAAGGUCCUAGAAACAGAAAGGAUAAAGAAUGACACUCGCAGUAAGCAAGGAGUAAGUCUCAAUGAUGGGCCACUGGCAACCCUUUCCAACAACCUAGAUCAGUCCUUGGACAAACUCAACCCAGACCUGUUGGAUAUGGAACCUUCAACAGCACCAGCUAAAAAGAAAAAAAAGUGCUCAAAAAAGCCCAAAUCAGAUCAGUCAUGUCUGAAGAGCCAUGGAUCUACUCUUAGAGCAUUGAGCCUUCUCUUUUUUCCCAUGUUUUGGUUGUCCUUAACCAUGUCUUAGUUUAAAGAGGACCAAAUUCUCGGAUCUGUUUUUGCUCAUGACAAUGGCACAAAAAAUACCUUCGGUAACCUAGAGUUACAGACAGAGACUGUAGGAUGGGUUGCGAGGUUAACCUGCACGGUUGAGAAUGAACAAACUCUAAAGCUAAAGACACAUUUAAAGAAAUGGAUGCCUUUACAAAACCCAUAUGAUUUAAUGUAUAUAAAAACUCAGUGCCCAAAUGUUUGUUCUAUGUAACUUUAAAUGUGCCGUGUUUAAGUAACACCGCAGAGAGAGUCCUCGUCCCCUUUACCUGCAAAAGCUUACACUGACCAGAAAGGGACUACCGAAAACACACUUAUAAAAAUUCAGAAAAAAAAAAAAAAAAAACGAAAGAGCUUAAAACAAAACUAGAGAGCCGAAAGCACACAAGAAUGUCGAAGGUGCGAGAUGAAGAUUUCCGUUGCCAGUGUUAUUCUUCAAAGAGUGAUACAUUUGUUCAAUACUGUUAUGUUUUUUAUGUUUAUAAGUAUUUCUGUAAAGAUAAAAUGUUUAUUUCUCCCUGAAACAAGCAGCAUUCUGUCUGCGUCACAACAUGAUUUUUACAGGUGGCGAUCGUCAAUGGAAUGCUGUCUAACUGUUCACUGAGAUUGCGAUGGAAUUAUAGAUAUGCAUUUUAUUUUACUGGUGUACAAGCAUAAAUAUAUUACAAAUAAAAUAUCUCAUUUUGUAUA
Messenger RNA from Ictalurus punctatus (channel catfish), 2755 nucleotides. It is a transcript of the gene rtn4r, whose product is annotated as reticulon 4 receptor. Gene Ontology annotation, cellular component: plasma membrane. The transcript has 2 exons. The record is from RefSeq and is a predicted model, not a curated record. Lineage: Eukaryota; Metazoa; Chordata; Actinopteri; Siluriformes; Ictaluridae. Gene Ontology annotation, molecular function: protein binding. The coding region runs from base 633 to 2042 and encodes 469 amino acids.